UUCUCUAAGAUUAGAAUUUGUUAUUUAAGAAUCAUUAUCGAAGUCUCAUUAUCUAAGAAUUUGCACGAUUUUUUUAAAUUCUAAGUGGAUGAGAUAAUUCUUUGAGAUUGUGCAAUGAUUAUUUUUUGCGGUGCUCGUCUUUUUUUUAAUUAUAGACGAAGAUUAGCGUUACUUAAUAUUGGUGCAAAAUUAAAACAGCGUCGUUCGACUAUUUAUGAGCUGAAUCAUGGUAAACAUUGCUCAUUUAUGAAGCGCUGCCAAAAACGUGCGCAAAUCGGUGACGUAUGGGGAGGUCGAAUAACAAGGAUCUCAUUUCGCGAUUUCGCGCAUUGGCAGUUUUCGAUGUUACUGAGAUGCUCGACAUGAAGGAUGCUCCACGGUUGAUCGAUUAAAAAGUCUCGCUCGUGUCGCGAUAGGGCGAUAAAUCUGUCACUCGGAUCGCGAGCCGCGCGCAAAAUCAAUUGUGAAAUUUCAUUAGUGGCGCCGUGAAUCACGCAGCGUUCGCGCGUUACCAGAAAUCUCUCUGGCCGAUAUUCAUCGUUCGAUAGUAUUAAAGGUAGGAAAUCAAUUUUCGCUUUGUCAUCUUGGCAGAUCCUGAUAAUUCGAAGCCAUCGGUAUUGCGUAAGGAGACUUGUUCAUAUGUGUGAAAAUUGUAACGUUAGAAAGAUUGUUUGCAUUACACCAUAUUUUUUCGAUAUUUUAUAUCCACUCUAAGUCUUUAUCGAUAAAUUUAUGUCUCAGUUGGCUUUGUAUAGUCUAUCUUAAGAUACGAUAUCUGGCGCGGAAUGGUCGCUUUCUUUUAUCAAAUGUCGUGGUUGUGAGACAUUGAUAAUUGGUCAUACACGUGUUCGUCUCAGAUCUCGGCAGUUCAUCGCUCGCGGAGCAACGCUCUUUUAUUCCGACGUUAAUUUGCGCGAGGUCGCGAAAUCUGUCGCGGAAAUUACAGCCGGGACACUCUUCAUCCGCGACUUAUUUGCCAUUCAAUCGCUCCGGUUUGUUACUCGCGAUAAUUCGUACGCGGAUGACAAGUCCGUUCGAUAAUUAAUGACUGUAUCGCGGACGAUGAUCCGUUCUGCGUCGAAAGUUGGCAGUGUUCCGCGCGAGAGUGGCGAGAAAGCUUCUUCAGAGUUUAUCCCCCGUGACCCUGAAGAGCACUUUUCACAGAUAGACUGCGGCUCGAGGCGAUAAACGAGGGGGUGGACACGGAAACAAGACGCGCUCUCUCGUUAUCUGUGAAACAAACGUUUACGCGACUUUUCGGUGGCUCGCGAGUCUCCCGAUGAGUUUCCUCGAGGACGGAGCGCUUGCGUAGUACAUCACACUCGAAAUUAUCCUUUUCCUUUUCUUGCGUCAGAGGCAGGACGCGGAAAUGUGUCAUGACGUGUUUUGUGAUGCGUUCGGCAAAAAUGUGUGAUUCUCGAAGCGACCUGAUUCAGAUAUUUUCACGUAUCUGUUCUAUGCCGCGCGCUUUUUUAUGCGUGACUGAAUGGACUCGCGAUUGUAGAUAACAGUUAAUCGUGAAAAGAUAACGCAAUUAUCUCGCGUAUCGCGCGAUGUGUCUUAUUUGGUGCAUGUUAGAAGACAAGCUGAAACGGUUUUUUAUUUCAUUAUGACGCCAUGCGUCUAACAGCGCGCUGAUGUUGUUAGAUGGAUCGAAUUGCGCCGCGAUGACUAUUAGAAUCUCUAUGCGUUCAUAUAAUGUCUUGGAAAUUUACUGAAACCAUUGUGAAUAAUCGUGGCCGACACGUGCAGCGCAGCCUUGGACACCUCGCACAUACCUGAUUCGUAUCGCUUCCAUUUUGCGGAACGCAAAAAGUGACCGUGUAAGCAAGCCAACUUGUGUGACGAAACACUAACGGUACCUCCGCGACACAAAAUGAUUAUUUUACAUUCAACAAGUGUGUCGGAGCGGAUCCGCUCCAACUGUUUACAUUCGCACACCCGCAAUCAGAAGCAUCGUAUUCGUUCAACUGCUCUUUGACACGCUCUCUGUGCGAAACGCAGAAUAUCCAUCUUGCCGAGAAGAAGCGAAAAAUAAUAAAAUUACACAAAGAUGCAGCUGGAUGAAAUAAAUCCAGAGCAAAAAAGUUAAAUAGAAAUUGUUUGAAAACGUUGCGACGCAAAUUAAUCCAAUGCGACGUAUUGUAUUGUAUAUUUAUGAAUAUUCUGCAUAAUGCGAGGCAAGAUAUGAGAAGCAUAUGUAUGAACUGUAUGCAAUCUAAACGACUGAUUAUCUUAAUCGAUUCUCUUGAUUGCGACUAAUCGGAGCAUGAGUAGAUCUGCCACCGAUCUCCGUUCCAUGGAAUAUACUAACGAGAGAACGAGUUUGAUCAUCAACCGACGAAAUGCAUCCUUCUCGUCACAAGGAUCUAACAGAACCUACGGGUCUCUUUCCUCGACGUGCCAACAAGCUAUUCAAUCCUUCUGGAACAAAAGCAAGCAGACAUUGCAUCGGACUGACUCGAUGGUAUCGCUUUGUUACCGAUCGCUUGCGAGCUACAUCACAGAUGAUAAUCUCGCCGGACUGCAGAGUUUUCUCGAAAACAAGCGAGUGCAGGUCGACGAUAGAGAUGAGAAUGGUAGCACCGCCCUCAUUCUCGCAGCAACUAAGGGAAAAAUACACUUCGUCCGAGAACUCAUCAAUCAUGGAGCGGACGUCAAUGCUGAAGACGCGGAUAACUGGACGGCGUUAUUGUGCGCGGCGAAGGAGGGCCACGCCGAGAUCUGUCUCGAGCUGUUGGAGCACGGCGCCGAUCUGGAGCACCGAGACAUGGGUGGCUGGACGGCGCUUAUGUGGGCGACGUACAAGGGCAGGUCGGCAACGGUGACGAUGCUGCUGUCGCGCGGGGCUGACGUCAACGCGCAUGGAAAUUUUCACAUUUCCUCAUUAUUAUGGGCCGCUGGCAGGGGUUAUACUGAUAUAGUGAAAGAUCUCAUUGCUCACGGGGCGAAGGUCAAUGUCGGCGACAAGUACGGCACUACGGCGCUUGUGUGGGCAUCGCGCAAGGGAAACGUAGAAAUUGUUGAUAUCCUUCUGAAGGCCGGAGCCAACGUUGACACGGCAGGCAUGUACUCGUGGACCGCUCUGCUUGUGGCAACACUCGGCAAUCACGUAGAAGUGGUGCUAUUACUAUUAGAACACAAGCCCAACGUGAACGCUCUAGACAAGGACGGUUGCACUGCCCUAGCGAUAGCCUGCCGAGAAGGUCAUCACGAAAUAGCGAGCGCCCUUUUAAAUGCCGGUGCUUACGUUAACAUUCAGGAUCGCGCCGGCGACACGAACCUGAUCCACGCCGUUAAAGGCGGCCAUCGGGGCGUGGUAGAAUCAUUACUAAAGAAAUACGCUGACGUCGAUAUUGCCGGCAAGGAUAAAAAAACCGCAACUUACAUAGCAGUAGAGAAAGGCAAUAUACCGAUACUCAAAUUAUUACUAAACGCUAACCCAGACCUGGAGAUUGCCACGAAAGACGGCGACACGCCUUUAUUACGGGCGGUGAGGUCGCGUAACGCCGAAAUCGUGCAAUUGCUUUUAGACAAGAAAGCCAAGGUCUCGGCUAUGGACAAGAAGGGCGACACUGUACUGCACGUAGCGAUGCGCGCGCGAUCGAAAGCGAUCGUCGAGAUCCUACUGCGGAAUCCAAAGAAUAGCCAGUUAUUGUACCGUCCGAACAGACAAGGCGAGACCCCGUACAACAUCGACGUGAAUCACCCCAAGACGAUUCUUGGACAGAUAUUCGGCGCUCGGCGUUUAAAUACUAAUGAGGACAAUGAGAACAUGCUUGGUUACGAUUUGUAUAGCAGUGCGCUGGCGGAUAUCCUCAGUGAACCCUCGCUUUCCACUCCAAUUACUGUCGGCCUUUACGCAAAGUGGGGUUCCGGGAAAUCAUUCCUACUGAACAAACUGAGAGAGGAAAUGAAGAACUUUGCACGACAAUGGAUCGAUCCAGUAUUUCAAUUCUCUUCCUUGCUCUUUCUAGUAGUAGCACACAUAUCCUUAUUGGUGGGCAUCACAAUAGGUCUCUUAUUACAGUCGUGGAUCAUCGGUCUCUCGUGUGGGAUAAGUCUAUUAGUUAUUGUUUACAUUUUUCUGAUACUCGUUUGGUACGCCAACAAGAGGUACGAUUGGUACUGGUCGUACAAUCUAACAAUGGCGCUCACCACCAAGCUAAACGCGUUGAAAUUACUGCUGCAAGUGAUCUUCUGCCACCCACCGGGCGGUCAGUGUCACGACGGCAUAGCGGUGCAGCCGAUCAAGUUUUACUUCACCGAUCAAACUCGCGUGGGCACGACGGCUGCUGGCGAGAACGCGGUUGUACAGAUGGUCGGCUCGCUGUACGACUCCGUUGAGAAUGACUUCGGUUCCUUGUCCACCAGACUGUACAGAGCAUUUAGACCGAAACCGGAUAAGUCGACUACAACGUGGAAGUGGAGGCGCCUGUGCUGCUUGCCGUAUAUAGUCAUCUUCGAGUUCUGCUUCUGCAGCUUGCUCGUCGGUGUCUCUGUACUCACUGUGUACCUCAUAGAUAUUUCGAGCGAUAAACCCACGAUAGAACGAGUCACCGCUCACAUUAUUAUGAUAACAAUUGCCUUGAUCUUGGCCAUCGGUAUAAUAGCGAAUCUAUACACGUGGAGCAGAACGCUGCAGGCGUUAGUUUUUUCGCAGAGGAGACACCUUCAGCGCAGUAUCUCGAAAUUGGAGACCCUAAAGAGCGAAGGAUUUAUUCAGACUCUGCGAAGUGAAGUCAGUCUGAUGACGGAGAUGGUCAAGUGUUUAGAUAGUUUCAUGGCUCAACAAAGUAGACUAGUCAUAAUAGUGGACGGUUUGGACAGUUGCGAGCAGGACAAAGUUCUGCUGGUUUUGGACGCCAUACAGGCCUUAUUUAGCGAUAACGGGUAUCCCUUUGUCGUAAUACUAGCGAUUGACCCACACAUUAUAGCUAAGGCGGUAGAAGUAAAUAGCAGACGACUAUUCUCGGAAUCCAAUAUCGGCGGUCACGAUUACUUGCGUAACAUGGUGCAUCUGCCGUUCUACUUGCAAAACAGCGGCUUACGUAAAGUCAAGGUCGCGCAACAGACUGCUCAAUACUACAAGAAGACGGCGUGGACGGAGGCCGAAGAGAGCGUCACUUACACCGCGACCAGCACCAUGCAUCACUCGGUAUCCAACAGGAGACUCAGCACGGAAUCGGCCAUAAUGAACAGCAACGAGAAGCUGAAACCUCAAACCAGAAAGGGCAGCAGAAAGCUGCGAUUGAGCGAGUCGAUCGCCAGCAGUAUCGGCAGCAACUUGAAUCGGCUGGGCGGCGCGCAAGAUCUCAAUAAGAUGCUGCUCACCGACGAUUACUUCAGCGACGUGAAUCCCCGCAGUAUGAGAAGAUUGAUGAACGUCGUUUACGUCACUGGACGAUUACUCAAAGCAUUCCAAGUUGACUUCAACUGGUAUCAUCUGGCUAGUUGGAUCAAUAUUACCGAGCAAUGGCCUUUUAGGACAUCCUGGCUCAUUCUUCACUACGAUAUGUAUGAAGAAAGUCUAGACGACAAUAUGUCGCUGAAGAGCCUUUACGAUAAAGUGCGACCACAAAUUCCGGUGUUGAAAGAAGUGCAACCGCUUCUCGAAAUGGAUCGGGAUGAGCGCAAGUUGGAUGUCUUUCUCACUUUUCACCGGUCCAGUUUGCACGUCAGCGACAUGAAGAUAUUCUUGCCGUUCACCAUCAAUCUGGAUCCGUACAUCAAGAAGAAGAUAAAGGAGGAGCAGCAAAGCGUAGAGGAAGACGCGAGUCUGCUCUACAAACAAAACAAUGUCUGGCACGGUGCUCCGAUCGAUCAAUGGCACCCGCAAAGAGCCGUUAACCGACACAUGAAACUUACUAAGCAACCGAGUUUGGGAUCCGUGCCGCCAACGCCGUCGUGGGGUUACCAGCCGAGCUUCGAAUGGCAGGUUCCGCCAGCUUGGAUGCAUAUGCCUCCUAUGGAACCGGCGCCGAAACCGCUCUCCGCAACAACCGCAUUACCGUCCGAAAUUCUGGAAACAAAACUCUCAUCUCUACCGGUGAGCGGCAUCUGCGAUUUGAUCGACAAGAUCGAAAGUCUGAAUCCGGCCCAGGCACCGGUGUACAAGCAAGUCAUCAAAGACAACAACAUUAACGGGCGAGUUUUGUUGCAUUGCGAUCUGCAAGAACUGAAAAAAGUAUUUAAGAUGGCCUUUGGGGAUUGGGAAUUAUUCCGUAUGGUAAUUGCAUCGCUUCGAGAAAUGGAACUUUCAUCUUUUACGUAUGAGGAGGGUCCCCGAAGCGUCCGGUUCACCGUAGGAGCUGAGCAACUUUUGCGUAAAGAUCACCCUUUACAAAAUAAUUCAAUACGCGUGCCUACUCACGUGGAGAAAGAGAAAGGAACAUCAAGACCGGACGGAUCCACUCGCCGUGACCAAAACAAGCAAUCAAUCAUGGAAAAACAGUUCCAGGUAACGUUAGAGGAGCAAAUGAUUUGCGGGGCGUUGCAGACCUUGAACGAAGAAGCUUGCGAGGAUGUGUUAGACGUGCCGUCGCCCGCGGUGGCACCGGCAACAGACUCACUUUCUUCAGGACCCGUUGCCUCCUCGAUUCAAGACACGGAGUACGUGCUGCUUCAAGCGAGCCCGCUGUUCCAUUGGAUGCCGAUUAACGAUGAGCCGGGGGGCAGCUCGGACGAAAGCUCGCACGACUCCACCGUGUUUCUUCAACGUACGAAUUCUCAACGUAGCAUCACGUCUCAACGUAGCACGAAAUCCGCCUGCUCGCACAAGCCUCUGAAGAGAACCGGCAGCAAUACCAGCACCAGGCCGUCCUCAUUGUUCGUCUCUCCACCGCCGUCGCCGAAACCCGCGUCUAGGUCCAAAUCGACCGACGACAGAUACAUGGGAAACAACAUACCUCUGAAGACUACGCCGUUGGCGUCAUCGGCGUCCAAGAAGAGGCGUUCGAUCUCAACGCUGAGCGAUGAGGUGGUCAUACCGGUUCCGGUGCCCACCUCCAGCCUGGAGAAGCUGUCAAAGCUGAAGGACCGCCUGAUCGGCACGACGCCGAUGGGAUCCGCGGCACCCGGCGGCGAGAGCGACGACGAGUCCACGCCGCUGGUGUCCGAGCUGUCCACACCGACGCAUUCCCAGUCGGACAGCGUGUUCAGACACGACUGUAGCGCGGAGACCAGUAGCUCGCCGUCGUCCAACAGGAGUCUGCCUCGAGACGGGGAACGCAGCGUAGAUUUAGAUUAUUCCGACACCGUGAGCCUCGUAGUACGGGAGUCCUCGUACAUCAAACCGCCGUCCCGGCAAGACGGCGUGGAUUGGGACAAUCCCGAAACACCUGUCUGACACUUGCCACCUUCUAUGCACGAUUGUCAGGCAGGUUUUAACGCGCAAUAACUCAGUAUACAAUACGUUCGACUGACACUGAUGUACAAAACCCAAAGGUGAGACAACCGACAUCUGCUAUGAAGGCCUAUAGACAACAUAUGUUUUAUGAUAAGUCGAAAGAUAUCAAUUUUCGUGUAAAUAGCAGAUAGGCGAACGUGCAGUUUUUUUUUUUUUUUCUUCAUUAAGAUAACAAGCGUUAAACGUGUUCAUCUGCUCAGUGAAUUGACGGAGAACAAAUGCCUUGUCGCGCAAAUCGUGCAAUAAUCUUUAAUUAGCGAGACGAGACGUCUUGAGACAUAAUGACGUCGAAGUGACAUUCCAUGUAAAUAUUAACGCAUUUACGAAUGCAAAUGUUUGUCAAUAUUUUUCUUUUUACUACCGAACCAGUACCGAAAUGUGCUAAAACGGGAGGAAUCUCUCUCAAGACGUAUAGUUUAUAUAUCGCAGUAUCCUGAACUCAAUAAUCCAAUUUACGUCAAUUCAUAAUGUCAGUGCAAAUAGACGAUUUGAAAAAAAUUAUUUAGAGACAAAUACUGAAGAGAGUAUUUUGAAGAAAAGAUAAUCUGUAUGACCAGUUGUGUGAGAGAAUACGCGAUUGUUGAUUAAACUAUAUAUUUAGUAUAAUCGAUAGAAUUCUAAAUCUAUUGAAUAAAUAUGUGUAGAAUGUCUCAAAACAAUUUAUAAACGGCAGUUUACUUAUAUCACUUUUUAUCUUAUUAAGACUUUUGUUAAACGCUAUCAUUACACAGUACGGGCAUUUAUGCGUUUUAGCAAAUUUAUAGUUCAAUUUAUUUAUUUACUAAAUUAAACUUUAUAACGUAAAGAAAUGCUCCCUAUUAGUGUUUUCAAAAAUCAAAAUAUAAUUACUAAUUAUUUUUUUAUGUGUGAAAAAAUUUUCGAAUAAAUUUAUUAUUAAAACGUAAGAUUUAUUUACUAAAUCUUGUGAUUUAUAAAAAUACUCCUUGGUAAUCUUCAGAUAUGUGUGAUAUUUUUUCUUUAGCGAGGAUUUUAUGAUAUAUGAAUCGCGGGAUAAAUACAAUAAGCGUUAAUUAAUAAUAUGUUUCUUUUAUUAAAAAGCAAAAAUCAUAAUUACAUAACAUUGAGUGUAUAGGACACUUUAGGACGGAAUAUAUCAGGGUAUCGAUUCAUUACAAUAUUGUAAAUAUAUAUUUAUAUAUAAAUGUAGAUAUAUUAGCUUUGAAAUUAUAGUAUAUAUAGAUAUGUCGCUCAUUUUUUCUUGACAUUAAAUACAAUAAAAAUAUUCAAUCAAAUAUGUUGCAAUAAUGCUGAAUGCUAUUACAUUAUUAAAUACAAUAUAUGUAGAUUUACGGAAACCCAACAUAAAAUUGCAACAUAAAAUUGAACAGUUAAAAGAGGACAUCUGCUUCCUCUCUACUUUAUUACGAACAUUCGCUAAUUAAGUACAUUGAUGGUCCCGCUUGUAAUUAAAUGCAUCGCUUGCAUUAAGUACUAAUGUAAAAAUGUCAUAUCACUUUGAAGCGGCAGCUAUGUCGUUGUUACGCAGGACAAUGGAAUGCCACAAUCAUAUGUGAACCGAAACUGGGACAUCCUGUAUAUAUAACUAAGAACGACAUAACAUAGUGAUAUAUCUAUUUUCUCAAUCAGAGAAAUUAAGUAUCAAAAUUAUGGCAUGUAGAACAAUAUAUGAGGAACAAAUUAUAAAAAAGGUAUCUCAGGAGAAUUAUAUACUCUGUUAUAUACAAUAAUUUCGCUUUUGCAGGCAUGGAAUAUUAAAUACGAAAUAUCGUUAUAGCUGCAUUAUUCCAGCACAAAUUGUGCUUUAUCUAAGACUGGCGGUGACACAUAUUAAUCAUUUUAUUGUCAUUAUUAUAAUAAAUAAAUACAUCGUCAACAAAUUUUGAACGGGAAUAGAUUUAGAUACAUUAUUAAACCGAUCGAUCAUAGAUCGAACCUAUAAUUCCGCGCCGAUUAAAGUGUUCCCAAAACUUUUGGUCAGAUCUACUUACAAUUAUUAUAUAAUUUAUAAGAUAUAAUUUAUAUCUUAUAUAAUUUAUAAGAUAUUGUAACGGUAAUGUAAUACUUAUAGUUUUAAUCAGUCACAGGAAAUAAGAUUUCAUACUUUUUCCUUAAUAUUCGUAUUGCAUAUUCGUCUCUGUUAAAUUCGAAGGCACAAUAGCUAGUAGUUUAAAAAUGCUACAUUAUAAAUGCAUAGAUUUAAUAUUCAGGGAUGUCUUGCGCGCGUAAAUGUAUAUAUAUAUAUAUAUAUAUAUAAAUCGUCGAAAUAGAUUAACAUUCUUUCGCCACGUUGUUUUAAUGUCAACGGCGCUGCGCGAUCUAUGUUUAGAUACCUUUGUUUUAGCUGCAUCCUAUUGUUUUCUGCACUUGAAGCGAAACGUAUGCACGCCCACGCGUUGCAGGCGGAGGGGAGAGAGAACGCAAAAUUGCAGAAAAGCGUAGAAAAUGUGAUUGAAACGAUUAGACUUCUCGUAUGUACUUAUAACAUAUAUUGGCAGGCUGUAAGGGCACUUGUUUCAUUAACACGUAACUUUAAGAUAAAUGCAUCGUACAAUUAAGAGAAACUUUUACGGUGCUGUAACAAAAAAAAAUUGCCUCGUGAAACUAAUCGGCGUAUAAACGAUCAUCGCUAUCUGACACAAAUAUUCGUAGCAAUGAGUGUAAGCGACGCCUUCCCAAUCGUAGUCUGCUUUUAUACUUAAGUAAUUUAGGACCCUUUUAUAAGAAGUAUUUUUUUAACAAAUACUUUCACGUGUCCGAUCUUAAUUGGCAUGUACUGAAAUCAUGCGCUCUGUAAGCGUCUCGAGUAAAAAAAGAUGUAGGCAAUCCGAGGAAGACCAGAGUUAUAAAUAUAUACGUUGGUGCUAUUUUCCCGCGUAUUGUAAAUCGACACAUUAUUCCCUUUGUAUUCAAUAAAUAUUUUAUAACUGUGUGGUAA
Messenger RNA from Linepithema humile (Argentine ant), 10325 nucleotides. Lineage: Eukaryota; Metazoa; Arthropoda; Insecta; Hymenoptera; Formicidae. The record is from RefSeq and is a predicted model, not a curated record.